ACGAUGAUGCAAAUUGUAGAUUUCUUUGUUUAAUAAAAGUGCAUGUAAAGUAAUAAUGCAAAUCAAAGUCAUUUGAUAGUAAAAUGAUAGAUAACAUUUCAUAGUAUUAAACAUUUAUUAGUUAUUGAUAUAUUUUUUUAUAUUACUUGUUCGUGAUAACAUGCGUGAAAUUAUACUGCCUGCAUCAUUUGUCACUUAAGUAUGUGUUUGUUACUGACCAAAACUGAAUGAUCUAAGCAGUGAUGAUAUAUGAUAUAUGAUAAUUUAAUUUUGAUAUGAAGAUACAUUGGAAUAAAUCCAAAAAUUAUCAUUUAAAUUUUUUAUAAAAUAAAAAUACAAAAAAUGAAUAAUUUUCAAGAUGAAAUCGACAUGCAAGAAAUAUUAUUACUUGGAAAACUUCUGCACCAAAAUGGAGACAAAGUUUUAAAUUCAGUGGGAAAGCUGUCUUUAUCAACAACCUUAUUAUGUAAUUUAAAUUCAGCUUUCUCUUUAAUUGUGGAUGGAUCUGAAGAUUUAGAAGCUUCAUUUCAAGUAUGCAAUAGUUCAAAAAUUGACAUAUUUCGUGACUUGAAAUUUUUACAUGAUUUUAUACAGAAGACAAUUGGCCUAAAAUUGAUUUAUUGUCCAAACAAUCCUAAUAUCCCUGUUGAUAUUACUAAAUUUAGGUGUUUGAAACAUUUAGAAUUAAAGAAAAUCAAUAUUAAUUCUGUGAAAGGACUCCAAGAUGUUAGAAGUCAACUUGAAAGCAUUAUCUGUGCUGGUAGAAAAGGAGUUUGUACUUUGAAACAAUUGUUGGCAAAUUGUGGAGGAGAUGCUAGUAUUGGAUUUAUAUGGAGUUCUUUGAAACAUUUAGCAUUACCACAUAAUUCUCUUGAACAAUUGGAUAUAUCUUUAGAAUUAGUACCUUGGCUACAAAUAAUAGAUCUAAGUCAUAAUUUGAUAACAUCUGCAGAUCAAUUAUCUUGUUUACCAAAUUUAAAAUAUGUGAAUCUUGGAUAUAAUAAACUUGAAACAGUACCUACUUUUAGUGAAACUGCAUCACACUUAUUACAAGUAUUAGUUCUAAAGAAUAAUUAUAUAGAAAAUCUAAAUGGUUUACAAAAUUUGGAAUGUUUAACAGAAUUAGAUUUAUCACAUAAUUGCGUGAUGGAACAUUCAAGCUUGUGGCCUUUAGAAAAAAUGUCUGCUUUGUUAUGGAUAUCCUUGGAAGGCAAUCCCUUAUCAUAUCAUCCGAAAUAUCGAUUACUAGCUAUAAAACAUUUACAUCCUUGUUUGAGUAAUAGCAAAUUUGUUUUAGAUCAUGUAUCAUUAUCAAAAUCAGAAAAGGAAAUUAUUGCAGAAAAUCGAUUGUUUGCUAUUAAAUCUAAACAAUUCCUAACAAAUGAAUUUCACACUUCAAUGUCAGAUUCUUUAAAUUCUAGUAGUUUAUUUACAUCUACAAGUGAAUUAGCAGGGUCAAGUAAUAUGGACAAAAGUUUUUCUAAAAGUAAAAAGAAAUCUAGUAUAAAAGAAGCCAUUAUUGCAGAUGUUGAACAAGAAAAGAAAGAAAUAAAAACAGAAACAACAUCGAAAGGACAUUUAGAAACAAAAAAACAAAUUUUAGAGAUACGAAAAAAAUAUGGAGAAGAUAAGUGGUUAAGUAGUCAUGCUGGAACAUUUGUUCAAGAUAUUAUGGGAUUACAACCUUCAACGUGUCCGAUAUUGAUACCGGAAUUUGCGAUAGAAAAUUUAGAUUCUAAGAAUAUUGUAGCAAGUGCUGAAGAUUCAGCUAUUCUUUUAAUGAAAAAUACAAAAAUUGAAACAAACGAAGAAUCUUUAAUGAAGGAGAUUAAUGAAAGUAAUAAUGAAAAAGAAAAUGAAAAUGAAAUAUUAAACAAAGAAGAGAAUAUUUCUGAAAUUAUAUUAACCAACAAUGCAAGUGCCAUUGCAGAUAUAUCUGAACCCUUAUAUGAUCCAGAACAAGAAGGAGGAAAAUUAUAUGUAGUUCAAAAGAAAAAAAAUGCAGACGAAUUGGAAGAUUUAUUUUUAAUGAUAACAUCAAAUGAUAUUAAAGAGAUAGAUUCAUUUACUGGAAAAUUGAAGUACUGUUGGUCAAUGAGUUCUGUAUUGUCAUGUGUAUUGGGUAGAAGUGAACCAGUCACAGUAGAUAUAAUUUUUGAUACAACACGAGAACAUCGUCAAAAUAGAAGAUAUUUUGUAAAAUCAGAUGUUGCAAAAGAAAUAGUAAAAAUAAUUAAUGAAGAAAUCAAAAAAAGACCAAUGUUAUUGAAAAUUUUUAAAUGUAUGAAAUGUUCAACUCAUUUUUCUCAAGAUUUAGAAUAUGUUACUCUUAUAAAUUCUACUAUAUCAGGUAUGAAAUGUCCCACUUGUAAAAGUACUUUAGUUAUAGAAACAGACGAAUUAUCAAUUUUGAACAUGGAAAAUGAUAUUUCCGAAAAUUCAUUGGAAUGCAUAAAUAAAAAUCAGUAUUCAGAAAAUCCAAUAAAGGCUAAUUUACAACAUUCUGAGUCUUAUUCUAGUAUUGGUGGAAUGGAGGGUGGAGCUAUAUCCGUCACCACUUCUCUGGUGCACUCUGAUUCUCACACCCAAGCUCAAGUCUGUUGUUCAGCCACAAGUUUAGAGGAAUCAAGAGAAUCUACACCAUCUGCAAAUACAUCAAAUAAAAAAUAUGAAAGUGAUAUAGAAGUAUUAAGCAAUCCAAGUCAAAGUAGUAUCGAAGUUUUGGACGAUGCAUCGAGAACUCAUCUUACGCCUCAUAGAAAGCGUUCUUCAGAAGAAAAACGUACUGUUAUUGUUCCAUCUCUUUUAACAAUACCUGAUGCAGCUCCAAUUAUAACUGGUUUAACUGAGAGUAGCUCUUCAGGUUCUUUAACAGAUAGUAUAUGUACUGCAUAUGAAAAUAAAAUAAUGAAGCAGGUUAAUGCAGAUGAAAAAUCUCUUAAUAGUAAUGAUAAAGUAAAAUUUACACCUGUAACAAAUUUAACUUCUAUGCUAGGUGGACUACUUCAAAGUAUAAAAAUUGGUAAUAGUAAACCGUUAAUGUUAAAAACGGAAGAAACAUCACAUCUAAUAAGUAGUAAUAUUCAGUAUUCUUAUACGGAUUUCAACAGUAUAGAUCAUAGAAUAAAAUUGCAUAUCAUUUUGAAUAUAUUUGAACAUGAAAAUGAAGAACUCAUUCUUCUCCUCAGGGCAGAAAUUUUAAUGCAAAAUACAAAAGAAACAUUUCCUGGUUGUUUGGUUUUAUCUACAUUCAAAGUAUAUGUGCUUAAAAUUGUUGGAAUAGAAGGAGAAGACCCACAACGAUGGUUGCAUAAAGAAAUUAGUUGGACGAUAGAUAGAUUAAAACGUUUCUCACCAAUACCAUUUAAACAAGGUAUUUUAAUUGAAUUAGAACAACCUAACAAAAUUAAUGACGAACCGAAUUCUACUAUUUCAUUCUUAUGCGUUCUACAAGAUCUACAAAGGACACUCAACUUUCUAGUUUAUGUUACUGAUUUUUUAUUACCAUCUAUUUGUGAAGAAGUUGAACUCACAGUCUCAGAAUAUUGUACUUCUUCAAUGUAUCAAUUACUAAAAAAUUGCAACAAUUAUCAAGAUGGAGAUACUGUUAGACACCUUGCAUUAUUUUCUUCUGCCAUAUUAAAAUAUCAAAAUCUCGAAGUUCAACUUAAAUUAUCAAGUUUAAUAGUGACUACAUCUGUCUUAGCAUUGUGUAAUAUGCAAUGGCUUCUUCCAGGCAAUAAAGAAUCACCUCAUAUAAUAAAAGAACAAGCAAUGAGUAAUUUGAUUGGAGUUGAACAUUAUAACUCUUCACUGACAUUGAAUUUCUUAGAUGAAGUAAUAGGACAGGAGGAAACGUGGAUUCUAGAUUUUGUUUCUAUGAGUGCUGCAGAAAUAGUUGUCACUUCUAUACGAUCUCCAUGGGAGGAACUUUUUUCAAUUCCUUUACAAAAUACAAUUUGCAAAUCACAAGAUUGUGAAAAUGAAUAAAACAUUAAAUAUACAGGAAAGUAUUCUAGUCCAAGAAAAUGUAUCAGGUAAUCUAUGAACGAAUAUAGUUUAUUGAAUUAAAUUGGUAGUUAAUAUAAUUUUGCA
Apis florea (little honeybee) is the source of this 4095-nucleotide messenger RNA. RefSeq names its product serine/threonine-protein kinase 11-interacting protein. The record is from RefSeq and is a predicted model, not a curated record. Gene Ontology annotation, molecular function: protein binding. Gene Ontology annotation, cellular component: cytoplasm. NCBI's taxonomy places the organism in Eukaryota, Metazoa, Arthropoda, Insecta, Hymenoptera, Apidae.